Colletotrichum orchidophilum is the source of this 2940-nucleotide messenger RNA. Its product is annotated as fucose permease. Bases 1 to 2940 code for a protein of 979 amino acids. NCBI's taxonomy places the organism in Eukaryota, Fungi, Ascomycota, Sordariomycetes, Glomerellales, Glomerellaceae. The record is from RefSeq and is a predicted model, not a curated record. The transcript is spliced from 2 exons.
AUGUCAUCUGCCGAUGCCGCAGAUGAUAGCAUCCCGGAUCGCGGUCCGGCAGUAUUUGCCGUGACGGCCGCAACAUUCGUCUUAGCGAGUGUGAUGGUUGCUGCCCGUUUAUUUUGCCGGCGAUGGAUUGUCAGAAAUGUCAGCUGGGACGACAAGAUUAUGUUCUUUGCCUGGAUGAUUGCUUUUGGAUUAUCAUUCACCAUUUGCUUUGGUACUCGAAAAGGUUUGGGUCGCUUCGACGAAAAUAUACCCUCGGGCCACUGGAAUUCCUUACGAGAGUGCGAAUAUGUCUUUUCGAUACUCUAUAAUCCCGCCCUGAUGGCGACCAAGACCAGCAUUUUGAUCUUCUACCUCCGCCUCUCUAAGAAUACGAAAAAGGUGCUCCGGUUUGCUUCUUGGGUGACUUUGGGCAUCGUCAACCUAGCAGGCACUGUACUCACCCUCAUCAACAUCUUCCAAUGUCGACCUGUUCAGGCGGCAUGGGAAAUCUGGCGGGACACUUCGCAAUGCAUCCCGCUGCUAACGGAAUUCAUCUGCUCUGCUCCCAUCAACAUCGUAACCGAUCUAGCCAUCCUAGCGUUGCCGAUUCCGGUUCUCACGGGAAUGAGAUUGCCGCCGAGGCAAAAAAUCAUUCUCGUACUCACUUUUACCAUUGGUAUAUUCGUUACUAUUGUGGACGUCGUCCGAAUCUACUACCUACAGCAAGCCGUUAGCUCGGUGCCCACUGGCGGCAUUUCGAGCGAUCCCAGUUCCCACUUUGGUGGUACACCCGAUUUCGCUUGGAAUUCGUCCUUGUCAUUCAUGUGGUCAGCCGUCGAAGUCAACGUGGGAAUGGCUUGCGCGUGUAUCCCUACCCUCAAGCCGCUAAUCAUCAAGAUUCUGCCUGCCAUGAUCAUCGACCCGGACGGAACGAGAUCGAGCACGCAAACCGAAAAGGACAUCCUGGACAGUCCUAGAAAUCGAACCGGUAGCGACGGUCUUGUGUCGCCAACGAAUCCGAACGAUCGCGGCUCAGUCAAUAUCCAAGAGCCCCCGGCAACACUCCGUGCCAGCCGAGAUAUGAACGGAGCCUCAAACACGGACGAAUACGAUAUGACAGCACUCGAGUUCUUGACAACACCGGAUAUGACAUUGGCCGAGUACGAGGCAACCGGGGCGGGAAGAAUCGGCGGCGUUCCCAACAGGGCCUCUAUAGCGACGAGCAGAGAAAACACCAUCUACUUUGGUUUCGUCAACAUGAAGCGUCCAAAGAGCAUGGUCAAGUGCGACGCUCAAGAAUCACUCCGGUACUGCCUAGUGGUCACAAUCCUCUUUCUCAUGUGGGGCAUCUCUUACGGUCUUCUCAACACCCUCAACAACGUCAUUUCCGGCGUGUCAGGCAUGACCGUCGCGCAAACUCUGGGCCUCACAACCGCUUACUUUGGCGGCGGUUACUUCUUUGGCCCCUUGCUGGUCGGAGAGUGGAUUCUAAGGCGGGACGAACAUCAUCGCAGAAACCGCAAGAACAACAAACGCGAUGCAGAGAGUGUUGGUGGCUUCAAAGUUACUUUCAUUGUUGGGCUCUGCUUUUACGGUGUCGGAACCAUCAUUUUCUGGCCAUCUGCUGUCACCAAGUCGUGGGGCGGUUUCUUGCUCAGCAACUUUGUAGUUGGCUUUGGCCUAUCUGUUCUCGAGACAGGAGCCAAUGCUUUCUUAAUUCUCUGCGGGCCGCCAGAGUUCGGAGAAACACGACUACUUCUUGCUCAAGGUAUCCAAGGUGUCGGCUCUGUUUUGAGCGGCCUAAUGGCCCAAAGGGUCUUCUUCACCAAGAUCACCAACCAGGGUGGCUCGGAUUCUGUAACGCUGCUGAACGUACAGUGGACGUACCUUGCCAUCACACUGCUUUGCGUCGCCCUUGGCCUAUUCUUUUACUAUAUGCCGCUCCCAGAAUUGAACGACAACGAAUUGCAAGAAUCAGCAGACCGACUUCCAGUCAACCCUCAGAAACGCAGCAUUGGCGGUUUGCAACUGCGCACAUGGAGUUUGAUCCUGGCCGUACUCGCACAGUGGACGUACGUCGCUUGCCAGGAAAGCAACAAUAUCUUCUUCCGCGCACUUGCCAUAGCCAUCCUUCCUGAUCGGGAAGAUGGCGGUACCGCUGCUACGAAUGCCGAUACAAGCCCAGGCGAAAACAGCGACAAGCCUCCUGGCCUCACAAUAGGCGUCACUGACUAUCAUCUCAUUGCGCACAGUGCAUUCGCCAUUUCGCGAUUCAUUGUUGCUUACUUGACCUAUCUCUCGGUGCGCAACCCACGCAUGCCGAAACCGAGAACGUGGUUGGCCAUCAGCGUCGGUCUCUCCAUAUUGUUCGCCCUUCUCACUGUGGUCUUACAGCCGUCGGAUCCGAACCUCCUGAUGAUUGCCGUCAUCCUCUUCUACUUCGCCGAAGGACCUGUGUGGCCCCUGAUCUUCGCCAUCGGCCUACGCGGCCAAGGCAGGCGUACUAAGCGUGCUGCUGCCUUUAUCACUAUGGGUGGCUCCGGCGCAGCGUUCUUCCCGUACAUUAUCUACGCGGUCAUUAAUACCGGCGUUUCGGUGCAACUUUCGUUCGUCAUCAUCGUCGCCUUGUUCGUUCUCACAGGCUUCUACCCCAUAUGGCUUGCGUUUGUGCGUGACGCCAAGACAAUGACAGAUCCUGCCCACUCCUAUAUAUCCCCCGAGGAGCGCGUUUCCGGAGAGGAUGAGAUCGACAUCAAUCGCCAACUUAGGAGGCGCAGGCGAACGCUCUCCACAAUUGCGGCCAAGAGCAAGCGAGGCAGCAUUUUCAGCAAGAUACCCCACCUGGGGAGGACCAACGGCGAGAGCGUCACACCGCCAGCAGUAGAGCAUUCUGAAGAAAAGAAUGACUCCACUAAAGGAUCUGAGGGGAGCAACGAUACCCAUCAAUCUCUGAUAGUGUGA